Messenger RNA from Dermatophagoides pteronyssinus (European house dust mite), 779 nucleotides. Its product is annotated as ADAMTS-like protein 1. The record is from RefSeq and is a predicted model, not a curated record. NCBI's taxonomy places the organism in Eukaryota, Metazoa, Arthropoda, Arachnida, Sarcoptiformes, Pyroglyphidae.
UUCAAACCGACAACAUGUUUUGGAUUUUAUAUUUGUUUAUUUUCAUUGAAUUUGUAUCAUCAACAAAACUUGCACCAACACUUGGUGAACAAAUUCUUCGUCGUUCACAGAAUGCCGGGACAAAAGUUGGGAUUACUUGUUUUAUUCAAGAUGGCCAAAAACCAAUUGUUUUCGAAUGGUUUAAGAAUGAUGAAUUGAUUCUUGCUAAUCAUCAUCAUCAUAAAUAUCAAAUUGAUUCGGAUUAUGAUACAUCUCAUCUUACCAUAGCUAAUCUUGACCAAACUGAUGCUGCUAAUUAUUCAUGUAAAGUUCGUAAUGAUCAUGGAUUUGAUAGUCAAACAACCAAUCUAAUUGUUAAAGGUUUGAGUUUUUUUCCACGUUUAAAACGAAUUCAAUUUCUGUUGAUCAAAAUGUCUUAUCUGAAAUAUUUUUUACUUUUGUGUUGUUUAAAAUUCCAGUUGAUUUGGGCUAAUUCACCCAAACUGAACCAAUUUUUAUCUAAUCAUAGUCAAAAGAAUGGAACAAAAUUUGCAUUAUUUUGUUUGGUUCAAGAUGGUCAGAAACCAUUCAUUUUUGAAUGGCGAUUCAAUGAUCAACUCUUGAAAUUCUCACCAGAUUAUCGCAUCGAUACAUUCAAUGAUGACCAAUCUCAAUUAACCAUUGCGAAACUUAAUCCAAAACAUUCCGGAACCUAUUCAUGCAUUGCACGUAAUGAUUUUGGUUUCGACAAACAAUCCACCCAUCUUAUAGUUACAGGUUUGCGAAUUUUCAUUGUCUAA